This is a messenger RNA of Epithele typhae, 693 nucleotides long. RefSeq lists its product as uncharacterized. NCBI's taxonomy places the organism in Eukaryota, Fungi, Basidiomycota, Agaricomycetes, Polyporales, Epitheliaceae. Gene Ontology annotation, molecular function: protein binding. The record is from RefSeq and is a predicted model, not a curated record. The transcript has a single exon. The annotation marks the transcript as partial.
ACGGCGGGAAUAAACCGGCUUCACGACCACAUCCUUGUGGAGAUCUUCUCCCUCACCUCCCUCCUUCCCUUUACCCCCUUGUCACCAACCACUUGGAAUGGCACAGCAGCCAGCACACCGCCCUCAAUGUCGUCCUUGGAGUGGGUCGGCUUACGGCUUGUAUGUCGCUCCUGGCGCGAGCUGGCAGACGAUACACCCAGCCUGUGGCGUGUGGUCACGGUCAAGAACGAUCUGGACGCCAUGCGGUUUCAACUCGUCAAGAACGCCAACUGCUCGAUCGAUGUGGUACUAGCGUCCGACGCCGACUCCAAUCUCCGUGGGCUGAAGCUUUUGACCGCUAACGCAAAGAGGAUCCGGUCGGUGUCAACGCGGGAGGGCUUCCAGUGCAAGCACCUACCGUCGAUCAAACCACUGUUCAAGGAGCCGAUGCCGCUGCUCGAACGGGUGGAGAUCGCGCUCGGGCUGAACGUCUUGUUUGCCAAUGAAGAGUACGACCCUGACAUCGGCUUGACGACCUUCCCCCACCCCCAUCUCCGCCACGUCCGCAGCUGUGGAAUCGCUCUUCCGCCCUCCCCUCCCUUCUGGUCGAACGUCCGGACGGUUGACGUUGACCUCAAACUCGAUCCCAGCGAACAGCACCCAGCGGACCACCUGCUCACCAUCCUCGCGCUGACCCCAAGGCUAACCACCCUC